GAGAGCGAUACAGUCUAGAGAGAGAGAGAGAGAGAGAGAGAGAGAGAGAUAGAGAGGGGAGCUUGAAAUCGAGUCUGGUUAAUUCUUUAUAAUUCAUUUCCUCUCUGUCAGCAUUAAUGGUGUGAUCCGAUCGAAGAUCGUUUACGGAUCCUGGAACUUGCGUAGGCAGGUGAGCUACUCUUUUGCCUUUUGGAAGCUCAUUUUAGAGAGGAAGGGGAAGAUUGAAGAAGGAAAAGAGGAGGUUUGUGAAGCUCAUCGAUCGGUUCCAGAUUUCAGCUCUCCAGGUAGUCUUCAGUGUUCAAAAUUCAUUCAGUCUUUUUUAGGUUAUUUUCUCAGUUUGAGAUUCGGAAAUUAGUUGGGAAGCUGGUAUUGGAGGGGGCAGGUCGGGUUCUUCGGAUGUUUUUGAGGUGAUCUGAAAUUGUGUACAGUACACCGUUUUGCUGAUUUGAACUCUGAAAUUUAUCAGAACACGGGAGUGGAGUGUAUGCCGGUGUAUGCCGGGAAGAUUUAGUUCAGGUGUCUGCGGUCACUUUCUAGCAUAUUUUAGGUGUUGCAGGUUUUCCUUUCGACUGUAUUUCCGACUUCGAGUACAAUGAAGGAGAAGCUAACGUGAAAUAUAAAAUUCGGUUAAUUGAUUGCGAGGAUUUGGUUAUUCUUUAUCUACUUUGAAGCUGUAUAAGUGGAGUUUGGUGGUUCAUUUUUGGUCCCAUUGGAAUUGUUUGAACAAUUGGUGGAAGCCUAGGCUUGACGAAGAAAUAUCAAGAUUUUCUCUUUUGCGUGGGUUCUAGGAUUGUUUUGUAGUGUGCAGAAACCUGGAUGUGUUGAGGAAACUCUCGGAGAAGAAGAAAAAGCUAAUUUUCAAGGUCUUCCAGUUUCUGGAUUUUAUCCGGUGGCAGAAGCUCUUGAGCUUCGAUCCCACCAGAAAUGAAUACCAUAUCUAAUUAGAAGAGGAAGAGAGAACUGAUAAUGGAGGAUCUGUCCAAAUAUGUUCACAGCCCUGUUCAUGUGGCCGUUGCCCGUCGUGACUAUGCCUCCCUCAAACGCAUUGUCUCCACCCUCCCCCGUCUCCCGAAGGCAGGUGAGGUCAGCACUGAAGCUGAGUCCUUUGCUGCUGAGCUCCAGGCUGAUAUUGUCACUGCUGCAAUUGACCGCCGUGAUGUCCCUGGCCGUGAGACCCCUCUCCACCUUGCUGUUCGGCUCCGUGAUGCCGUCUCUGCUGAGAUCCUGAUGGUCGCAGGUGCUGAUUGGAGCCUGCAGAAUGAGCAUGGUUGGAGUGCUCUCCAAGAAGCCGUUUGCAACCGAGAAGACUCCAUUGCAAUGAUCAUUGCCCGGCAUUACCAGCCACUUGCCUGGGACAAAUGGUGCCGCCGCCUCCCACGCAUUGUCACCUCUGCUGCCCGGAUUCGUGAUUUCUACAUGGAGAUAACAUUCCAUUUUGAGAGCUCAGUCAUCCCCUUUAUUGGUCGCAUUGCCCCAUCUGACACCUACCGCAUUUGGAAGCGAGGUUCAAAUCUUCGUGCUGACAUGACCCUUGCCGGCUUUGAUGGGUUUCGUAUCCAGCGCUCUGAUCAAACAUUCCUCUUCCUUGGAGAAGGCUACACUUCAGAAGAUAGUAAUAUAUCUUUACCCCCUGGUUCUCUGAUUGUCCUUGCACACAAAGAGAAAGAAAUAACAAAUGCUCUGGAUGGAGCUGGGGCUCAGCCCACAGAGGCUGAAGUUGCCCAAGAGGUAGCCUUGAUGUCCCAGACAAACAUGUAUAGGCCUGGGAUUGAUGUUACUCAAGCAGAGCUUGUGCCCCAUUUGAACUGGAGGCGACAGGAGAGGACCGAGAUGGUAGGAAAUUGGAAGGCUAAGGUUUAUGAUAUGCUUAAUGUGAUGGUGAGUGUCAAGUCCAGGCGGGUUCCUGGUGCAAUGACUGAUGAGGAACUAUUUGCUGCAGAGGAAGAUGAGAAAAUGCUAAAUGGUGGGGAACAUGAUGAGUAUAAUGAUGUACUGACAGCUGAGGAAAGGAUGCAAUUAGAUUCAGCUCUCAGGACGGGGAACUCUGAUGGAUUUGGCAAUGACGAGGAACAUGGGGAUUUUGAUUCCCAAGAAAAUGGUAAGGGAGGCUGCUCUGAAAGUUUCGAAUCCAAUGGUAUUGCCAAAGAAAAGAAGAGUUGGUUUGGCUGGAGCAAGAAGGGGUCAAAGAAUGGAAGUGAUGACCCUGAGGAUUCAAAGAUUCUUAAGAAGUUCUCAAAGUUGGCCCCAGAAGGUAGCAACCAGAAACCUGUUGAUUGUCUGAAGUCAUCUAAAUUUCUUAGGGAAGAUCUAGGGGAUGUUAAGAAGGGCAAAGAGAAAAGUAAUAAGAAAAAAAAGAAGAGUGCUGCCACAAGUGAGUCCAAGCAAGAGAAUGAGUAUAAAAAGGGAUUGCGACCUGUUUUGUGGUUGACACCUGACUUCCCUUUGAAAACAGAGGAGCUCUUGCCUCUGCUUGACAUCUUAGCAAACAAGGUUAAGGCUGUUAGAAGACUCAGGGAGCUUUUGACCACUAAACUACCUCAUGGUACAUUUCCUGUCAAGGUUGCCAUCCCUAUUGUUCCGACAAUUCGGGUCCUUGUAACUUUUACAAAAUUUGAAGAGCUUCAACCAAUGGAGGAGUUCUCGACCCCUCUCUCAAGUCCGGCACAUUUCCAGGAUCCCAAAGCCAAGGAAUCAGAAGGAUCAACAUCAUGGAUUUCAUGGAUGAGAGGGAGUCGAGGUGUGCAAUCAAGUGACAGUGAAGGUCGAAGUUUUAAGGAUGAGAUUGACCCUUUCCAUAUCCCAUCUGACUAUUCUUGGGUUGAUGCCAAUGAGAAGAAGCGGCGUAUGAAGGCCAAGAAGGCUAAGAGCAGGAAGGGUAAGAGGCAGUCAACAGCAGCCAAAAGCAUAGAUGUGGGGCAUCAAGUGACUGAUGAUAUGGAAGAACAGUAGCAGAAGAUACGGCUUUGUAUACAUUGGCUCUACCAAUCCUUGCAAGAGGAUAAGGUAACGGAGGGAUAUAGCAGAUAUGGAUUUGGGGGUGGGGAAGCAGAAUCCCCUUUGUUUCUAUAUUAAUGAUCUGUGUCUGUUCUCAUAUUUCUUAAACUGAUAUUUGUAUCUGCUUCAAUGAUUAGCUAAUCUACACUUUGGGAUUUGAUUCUUUGCAGUCAAA
Molecule: messenger RNA, 3169 nt
Organism: Macadamia integrifolia
Lineage: Eukaryota; Viridiplantae; Streptophyta; Magnoliopsida; Proteales; Proteaceae
Product: ankyrin repeat domain-containing protein 13C-like
Exons: 2
Coding region: 967-2949 (660 amino acids)
Cellular component (GO): cytoplasm
Molecular function (GO): protein binding
Source: RefSeq, a predicted model, not a curated record